AGGCGCUUUAUAUACAUGGCAACUUCAAUAUUGAUUUUAUUCACUUCCUGUUUCACAUUGCCUUUGCUUGUACUUGUUGAUAAAAUGGACUAGUUGGACACAUAAAAUAUCUUGGAACAGAUAUGCUUGUGUGUGUGAAUAUUUUGCUGAGAUAGUAGUGAUCGAGAUAUUGUUAAAGAGGUGACCAUUUAUCAUACUGAUCUUCAAGACAUGGAACACAGCCACAAGGAGGCUAUCAGGAAGAACUGGACAUACCUGCUGGAGAACCUCGUGGUCGAUGAUCUUCUGGACUAUCUGAUAUCCCACUCCAUUAUCACAGAGAAUAUGAAGGAAGAAGUGGAGAUACAGAGAACACGGAGGGAGAAGGCCACCCAGCUACUGUUCAUCGUACAGAAGAGGGGGCCGAAGGCCUUCCAGAUCCUGUUAGAAGGACUCAGAGAAUGUCACAUGGAGUUCAUAGCGGACAGAUUAGAAAGCUCUGUAUGAAUGUUAAUCAUGUCCUUACAUUGCUGUGAAAUUGUCAAUGAAUGUGUAGCUAUACCCAUGGUACAUUUACUUAAAUUACUAGCUUAUACCUAGAAAUAACUAUUUGUUUUAUUGCCUGUGAUAUUCAUUUCCAUCAAGCAUUACAUCUGUAUAUUAGUAUGGCUAAAUUUAAUGUUCAAGCAGCUUUAGGUUGAUGUACAUGUGUGGCUAUUUAUGUAAUAUGUUAACUUUGCUACAUGGUAUUACUCUGUCCAAGUACUUUUCCACUUCAAAUUUUACCAAUUUUAAACAUGUACAUGCAUGUGUUUGAAUACUCAUAAACUGUUUACCAAUGCAGCCUAAAUUCAUUUGAAAAAUUGUUUAUAUAUAGUGCUCCAAAAAAGCUUGAGCUCUGAAUUGAUUAAAGUUGCUUGCCGAAUUGAUCCAAGUUGCAGAAUUUUCAUAUUAGAAAUCCUUGUUCUGAAGGAAUUUGUUUGUAUCCUUGCUUGAAGUUGUCAAUUUCCAUCAAAUAAGAAAAAUCUGUAAAGAAUUCUAUUAUGUCAAAUUUGAUUUGAAUUGUUCUUUAAUAGGCAUGUUUAUAUUUUAUCAAAAAGUGAUCAGAAUUGACAAAAAGUGGGGUUUUGGAAAACAACAAAAAGAGUAACUCUUGGUAAGAAAUAUAUGCCAGCUUUUAAAGACUUUACUUCUACUGUAGACACAAUGCAUGCUUUUUAACAUUAUGGUACAUGUUUUGUACAUUAUUCACAUAAUACUCUUAAAAAAUAAAAGUUAAAUUGUUAAAAAAGUAUUCA
Magallana angulata is the source of this 1277-nucleotide messenger RNA. RefSeq names its product caspase recruitment domain-containing protein 8-like. Gene Ontology annotation, biological process: regulation of apoptotic process. The record is from RefSeq and is a predicted model, not a curated record. The coding region runs from base 211 to 486 and encodes 91 amino acids. Lineage: Eukaryota; Metazoa; Mollusca; Bivalvia; Ostreida; Ostreidae. The transcript has 2 exons. Gene Ontology annotation, molecular function: protease binding; death domain binding.